AUGAAGACUGAGUGGAGUGGUGAAGUGAAGAAUUUGUGAUAAAUUUUGAACAAAUUAAAAGAUAUCUAAAAAUAUUUUCUGUCUCGAAAAUAUUUACUACAUUAAUUGAUAAUUGGAAACAUUCAAGAGUAAUCUCAGCUGGGGUUUUAAGAAGUUUAAUUUUUAAGUUAAAUAUGAAAUGAAGUUUUAAAGUGUUUGCUCAAUAUUUAUUAGAGUUUAGAUAGGUGUAGUUUUGUUGUUGGUGUAUGUAAAAGUGUAAUAAAUGUGUGAUCGGUACCCGGGAUACCUUUUUGGUGGCACUCCUGUCAGCAGUUGGGACAGGGGUUUCAAUUCCUUGGAGAAUCAAAUCCAACAGCAAUACAGAGUCCGUUCAGGCGUGCCGAGGUGCUGGGGCAGCAUGUCGGAGGGGGGCGGGGUGUCGGCCGCCGGCGGGGACUCCGCCAAGACCAACCUCAUCGUCAACUACCUGCCGCAAACGAUGACCGAGAAGGACCUUUAUGCCAUGUUCAUGACUGUUGGCCCAAUCGAGAGCUGCCGUGUUAUGAAGGAUUUUAAGACUGGCUACAGUUACGGGUUUGGAUUCGUCAACUUCACUCGCGAGGAGGACGCGGCGCGCGCGAUAGACACCUUCAACGGGUACCAGCUCAGGAACAAGCGAUUAAAGGUAUCAUACGCCCGGCCGUCAGGCGACGACAUAAAGGAGACGAAUCUAUACGUGACCAACCUUCCUCGCGCCAUAACCGAAGACCAGCUGGAGACUAUAUUCGGCAAGUACGGCAGGAUAGUGCAAAAACACAUCCUGAGGGACAAGAGCAACGGCACUCCCAGAGGGGUCGCCUUUGUUAGAUUCGACAAAAGAGAAGAAGCGCAAGAAGCGAUAGCUGCGUUAAACAAUGUGAUACCAGAGGGCGGCACUGAGCCCCUCAGUGUUAAGGUUGCCGAAGAGCAUGGUAAGCAGAAAGCGGCGUACUACGCCGGAUGGGCGGCGGGUUUCCACCACAAUAGAGCUUCAGUCCCGCACGUGCCGGUGCGCCACCACAGCCUCGACCAACUGGACAUGCUCCACAGACAAGAUUACACGACCAACUACGGAAUGUACAGCGGCUCCUCCAACCGCUUCCUCCGCCGCGACUUCUACAACCAGCCGUCUUAUAUGAGCCACCAUCGCCCGUUUUGAAAAGGGCUUUACUGCAAGAAGUUUCGCUUGUCCGAUUCGAGGAUAUAAGCGCGAUGGACCUUUCGUUUUCGUAGCGUAAUAUAUAUAGGUUAAGGCUUCGGGUGUUGCGGUGAUGCUGAGUUGUUAAAAAGGGCGGGAAAAGUUUUUUUCAGGGCCCGCGCACAUCCGGUCAUAGUCAAACGAGUGUACUAUUUGACAGUUGUGAGGUUCCACUAGCGCAAUCUAGUGAGCAAAACACGGAAAGGCCUCAUAACACUACACUUAAAUUUACUAAUAAAUAUAUUUUAAAUUAAAUUUUCAACACGAAAGCAAAUAAUCCAGAUUGUGUUGUUAACUAUAAGAAAUAAUUUUGUUUUAUUAAAACAAAAUAUAUAUAUAUUUAUUUCUUGUAAAAUAAUUAAUAAAUGUAAAUAAAAAAUGUUUUGAACAUUAACAAAAUCCCAAAUAUUAAUGUCUGUAAAAGCGAUUAUCCGCAACACCAUAAGUGAUAUUAUAGUUGGUUUGCGCUUAGUUCCCUCUCCACUGUUACACUCCAACGCUUUUUUUCAUAAUAUAAAAUAUUCUAGAAGUUUCGAGCGCUCCAAAAUGAUACGGUGUUUCCAGUUUCGUGGGCAAUUUUUGUCGGGAAAAUGAAUUGGUUUGACUCGACUGUGAUUCGCAAUUGUUAAUAGUUAUAAUUUUAUAGCAAAAAUUGUCCACAAAAUGAGAAAGUUUCGACUGAGGCGGUAUUAUUUGAAUCUAAACGUUACAAACGAGUAUGUUUAAAUUUAAACGGUUAAAAACACUAAAUAAAAUCGUGCUGAGUAUAUUACAUUACAAAUAAAAUAUAUAAGACCUAAGAUGGGCGUGGCAAACUAGUGUAUUGUCAGAUAACUACCUAAUGUGAAAAAAAAAUUUAGUUACAUUGUUAAAAGUUACUCGUUUUCGUGUAGUAUUUGUGAAGAUACCAUUUGAAAAUGUAAUUAUGUGCGACAACAUAAAUAACAAUAAUAUUUACACUAUAUAAACAAAAAAAUAACAGUAAAAUAGAACGAGGACCGAUGAUACAAAAUUAGAAAAAAAAAAACUCAACACUUUAUCGAAUAAUGAUCCUAAGUAUACAACUGAGGGACCCUGUCUCAGCACAAAACCCACUGUUAUAUUACUUGUAGAAUCUAGAAAAGUCUUAGACUUCGUAAUCUGCACUCGAGAUCAUAGACAAUGUAUAUAGAUUCCAUACGACUGUAUAUGAAUCUAUAUGUAUUCUGCAUUUUUAUAGGGUUACGCGCGGGUUUGGGCGAAUAUCAGAAUUUAUUCAAAAAUACGUUAUUUUUUAAAGUAAACAAAAGUAAUUAUAUGUUAAAUCAAUUUGUAUAAACUGUUUAGUGUUACUGCAUUCUUCAUAGAAAAUGUAAAAUUAAAUUCUUAGUCUAAAUUCGCGCGUAAAUAAAUUGGUUUUACUAACGUAAGUUAAACGUAAGUUGUGCUAAGGUCAAUUCGUUAAUUUUACUAUCACUGUGUACCGUUGGAAUCACGCACUUAUAAAAUUUUAUGAAGUUAACAUUCUGAUAUAACCUUUGAUAAUAAAUAACCUAAUAAUGAUAAAUAAUCUUUCCAGUAUAAUUUGAUUGUGGUGAAUUUAGAGAUUUUAGUAUGACAAUAUGAAACAGUACUCUAAAUUGUAUUAUGGAAUAUGUCAGUUUUUUUUUAUAAAUUGAAAGAUAUUUUUUUUUGUAUUUUCUUUUUGCUUUUGUCGCUGUAAUCAAAUAUAUGUGUUAUUAAAAAUAUUCAGUAUUGCAAAACAAUAAACAGUAAAGACUAAAAUUAAACAUCUAAAAUCGUUUGUGAUAAAACCUAUUUCUAUUUAUAAAAAUUGUAUUAUAAAAAAUAUUUAAAUAAUAUAUUCCGAACAGCAGCGCGCGCGACGGUACACCAGUAACGGCUUAUGAAAGAUAUAUGUGCUCAAUAGUUAUAUGAUCUGUGUAACAGCUAUACAUUACUUACUUGUAUAAACGUUUUGUUGAAAUAUAUUUACAAAUAACAUUGAUGUAAAACAUAAAAAAUACGUUCAAAUUAUAUUAUACUUAAAUUAGCGAAUGAAUAUUCGCUAUUAGUCAGAAGUUGCGAAUAAUUAAAUUGAAAUAUUUUAUUUCUCAAUUGUUGGUCAGUUUAAAAUUAGUUGCAGUACCCUAUAUAUAUCACGUAUCUCGUAGAUGACCCUAAAAUAAAUUAGGCAUAUUGAAUCAAUUUAAUACUACAUAUUCACUUCUACAGACUAAUGUAAACGGUUAGCAGAUUCUUCUAGAAUCAGGUAGAAAGUCUAUUUUUUCAUAUUUUGAAAUAAUUCAUUUGUGGUGAUACUGCGUAUCUUAAUAUAUAUAAAUUAUUUUUGUGUUUUUAUUUACGUAUAUCUAUUAAAUUAUACCCAUAUUGAAGAAAAGAAAAUCAAUCGAUUGAUACACGUUUGUUUAACCAUAUUUCAUUAUUUCCAACUGUUUUCGGUAUAAAUUAAUAUAAUUUCCUUUCCAAAAAUCGAAUUUGUGGUGAUUUUCUUCGAUAUCCGUAAAAAUAUACAUUUUUGUACGCACGAUGUCUACACAAAUGAAUUUUUGAAAUGCGACAGUAAAAUUUUUUAACUAUUGAAAGCUCCCGUAUAUACAUAAAUGUGUUUAUAUUCCUGAAUAUACGUAAAUAGUUGAUUUCCUUGUAUUGAUGUUAGUUCCUUAAAUUGUUUGACUCGAAUUAUACUGGAGGCUUGUUCUGGCAAAUAUUGUUUCGUUUAUAUUAUUUAAAAACAAUGUGAUCAUAAGAAAGGAAAUAUACGUUUAAUAUACGUUUAUGAAAUUUAAACAAAAACGUUGUAUAUAAUAAUGGAAUAUUGGGCUGAACACUUCAGAAAAUAGCGCAAAUAAAAAAAAUUGUGUUAUGUUAAUAAUUGUUUAUGGGAAAUUGACAUAGCAAACUUAGGUUCAGAUGUCUAACUUUAAUUAGUGGGUAUAAAUCUUGAUUUUUUAAGAAAUAUUUUAUGUAAUUUAUAAUUUCUACAAUAAUUUUAUUUGAAAUGUUGCAAAGAUUUUGCUUUUUAAAAUGUGUAUUGUGUAUUUCAACACAUUUCAAGAUAUUCCUUCAAUAACUACCUAAACAAACGUGUUUUAAGCAUGGAUUUAGUAGGUAAUCUUUACAAAAUCUUUUAAGAUUCGAAUUUUGAAUUUGAACCAUUUAAUUUUUUUUUGUUAUGCGCCAAAACAUGUCCAGUAAGGUUCGAGUUGUCACAUUGACAAUAUGCGACGGUGAUUCGAAUGUUCAGUAGUUGGUCGGAGUUUACGAGCGUUGUUCUUGUCACCGUAUCUCGGUACGCGAAUUACACUGUGGUGGGCAUAAUGGCCUUAGUAUUUUAAAAUUAAAUCUUUAUUACUGGUGUUGGAGGAUAUACUCCUCCAACACCAGUAAUAAAGAUUUAAUUCUGCAGAAAUGAAACUCGAACUGUAGUAGAAAAUCAGACUAUAUUUUGACACAUUACCAAAAUUUACAUUUUAACCGUAUAAGAAAUGAUGAUAACCAAUCACAAUGUGCGAUUCGUUUUACGUCGAUUGCCGCCAACAUUCAGUAAUGUGCUCUACAAAUUAUGCAAAAAAUAUUUUUGUUGGCUUGAUUAAAAUUGAAAAAUUUAAUCUAAUAAAAUAUACCGUGUAUCGGCAGAAUCGUAUAGUUUUGUUCCCUUCAUUAUUAAGACGAUCGCGACUCGAUGAGCGAGAUCAGAUAUUUUAAAAUAAAAAUAUGGAAUAUUUACAGAAGAUAAUUCAUUUUCUCGAUCCUUUGUGCCCAUCACACGUUUUCGUCCCUUCUUAGUGGUAAAUUAUUAUUGUAUAUUAAUUAUGAGAGUGUAGUGAUUUUACCUAAAAAUAUAAUGAUUCACUGUGGAUAUUCGAUAAUUGUAUUUAACAUUUUACUAUAUGUUAAUAAUCAUUAUUAAUUAUAUAUAUACUACGUCAAGUAAGAAUACCGUUCAGUAUUGUUUCUAUUUGGAAAUAUUAUCAGGUAUAUAAAUAGUGAAAAAAAAAGUAUUCCUAAUGAAAUUUAUAUAAAUACAUCCCUUUCAAAAUGUUCCCUAUAGCUUUAAGAUAUAUUGGAUAUUGUUCGACCGAAUUCUGUUAAGGUGACAUUUUAAAAAUUUCAA
This is a messenger RNA of Plodia interpunctella (Indianmeal moth), 5333 nucleotides long. It is a transcript of the gene Sxl, whose product is annotated as sex-lethal homolog. Gene Ontology annotation, molecular function: RNA binding. Gene Ontology annotation, cellular component: ribonucleoprotein complex. Bases 263 to 1177 code for a protein of 304 amino acids. The record is from RefSeq and is a predicted model, not a curated record. Lineage: Eukaryota; Metazoa; Arthropoda; Insecta; Lepidoptera; Pyralidae. The transcript is spliced from 8 exons.